Molecule: messenger RNA, 3384 nt
Organism: Meleagris gallopavo (turkey)
Lineage: Eukaryota; Metazoa; Chordata; Aves; Galliformes; Phasianidae
Source: RefSeq, a predicted model, not a curated record
AUGAGCCGCUUCCCCGGGCUGCCGCCACCCAAACACGGAGCUCCUUUCUCUUCCCUUUGCAGAUGCUUCAGCUUCGGCAUUGGGCCCCACGCCUGCAGGAGGUUGGUGCAGGGAGCAGCCGCUGUGUCCAGGGGCAUCGCUGAGUUCCUGGUGGAGGGCGAGAGGCUGCAGCCCAAGGUGGUCAGGUCGCUGAAGAAGGCAAUGGCUCCAGUGCUGAGCGAUGUGUCAGUGGAGUGGGUCUUCCCUGAAAGCACCGAGGUGUUGGUUUCCCCACUCAACACCAGCUGCCUCUUCCCUGGGGACCGGCUGGUGGGCUACAGCGUCAUCUGUGACACCUCACUGUACAUCUCCAAGCCCAGAGCUGACAAGAGACGCCGGUACAGCACCAUGCGUUCCCAGGAGUCUGGCAGCUCUGUUUUCUUUCAUUCCCAAGAAGAGGGGACUGGUGCUGAGAGCUGGAGCUACCCAGAGGGAUGCAGCACCCCGGAUCAGCUGGUGGCAGGCAGGGACCCCAGCGGAGAAUCAGACACGGAUGCCGAUGUGAAGGCGUCCUGCAGGAGACGUGCAUACAGUGCCAACCAAAUCUCUGACCACCAGCCCCUCUACAAGGAGCCCACGGCCAGCGACCCGGGCAGCGCGCUAUUGAGGAACCCCCUCCGCAAAACCCAGCUGCAGGACCUGCAGCAGCUCAGCCCCGAGCUACAGCCUGUGCAUUUCCAGCCCUUCACUGCCACCUCACGCAUCUCCACCACCCGGAUCUGUGGUGCGGGCGCCCGCCGGCCCUCCCUGCUGCAGAGCCAUGUGUCCUCCUGCCACUGCCCCACGUCCCCACCAGCACCUGACGUGGCUGUGGGAUGGAUUUCAGGGCUUCUCGAUGCCAGCCUGCAGUCCUCAUCCGACAGCCGGAGCCCUGGGGAGCCGGAGGCUGCCCAACAUCCAUCCUUCACAUUUGAAACAGAGACCUCUUCAGACUGGGAGCCCCAGGAUUGGGAUUCCGGUGCCACCCGGGGGUCCCCGCGCUCCCCCCACACCUCCUGCAAGGCGGUGGUGAAGGGGCUGCGGGGCGGUGAGCCCGUGCAAUGGGAGAUCACCUUCGACCUCCCUGCACUCCUCCGAGAGCAGAAUGGGCAGGAGGAGGGUGAGGAGGACGUGUGGAGUGAGACCUUCCACCAGCUGGCAGCCAGGGCUGUCAUCAGGGACCUGGAGCUGCUCGCCGAGAGGGAACGCGACAUCAAGCACGGGCCAGGGAGGCGAUACCAACUCAACGCCGUCCACACCAGCAAAGCCUGCAAUGUCAUCAGUAAAUACACAGCCUUCGUGCCGGUGGAGCUGAGCAGUGGCACCUACCUGCCCCCCAUCAUUGAGUACAGCCACACAGGUGGCCAUAGGAGCCUCAGCUCGGGUCACAGGAGGUGUCGUGGCCUUUCCUCUGCACAACCCCUCUCACCUUGCGGCCAGAAUGGAGAUGAUGGAUUUUAUGGCAUGGAUUGGGACGAGCCCAGGGUGUCACCCUGCAGCACCCCACUGUCCUCCAGCUGGAAGCGCUGCCGCAUACCUGAAGUGCCAUUCCAGAGCCUACCUGCUUCUUCCACACGCUCCCCAAAAUCCAUCGAGAGCAUCUUUGCUGCAAGGCUUACCCUCCAGAAGACCAGGCUGCUGACUCGGGCUGCCAAAGGUUUCAUGAGCAAAUCUCCAGGCAGAGCGAGCGAAGCCAGCUCCGAGAGUGACAUUGAAAGCGCCGAUUACCUUCCACUGGUGUCCCUGCAGCUGGCCUGCGGUGCCUUCCUCAUGAACAGUGCCUUCUGCAAGGCAGUCAGCAUCCCCAUGGAGAAGCUCUGCUGGACUUCACCCUUCUCUUGCCACCGCUUGGCUCUCAGCCCCUCCAGCUCCUCCAGCACCAAGAGGCCAGAGCAGCGUGGAAGCCCCGGGCACAGCCAGCAGCUCCUGAUCCCCAACAGCAGCUCCGCAUGGGACACAGGAGGUGCCAUGGAAAGCAUCUCCAAAGCUCUGAAAGCUGAGAGCGAGCUCUCCCCUCCUGCCAUCACCAUCCGGCACUCCCCAGCCGAGCAGCGGGAUGCCAGCAUCUCCGAGGCAGACAGCACUGAUGUCCAAAUGCUGCUGCUGGAUAUCGAGCUGCAGAAGCAGACAGAGCCCGAGGGGAUGCUGUGGGCCACGGCUGUAGCACUGGCCUGGUUGGAGCACAGCUCAGCAUCCCACUUCACUGAGUGGGAGCUGGUGGCUGCCAAGGCCAGCUUGUGGCUGGGUGAGCAGGACUUCCCACAGGGCUGCAGCCUGGCUGCUGUGAAAUCUGCAGCCCAGCAGCUCUUUGUCUUGCUCAGGCACUGGGAUGAGAACCUGGAGUUCAACCUGCUGUGCUACAACCCUGGCAGUGUGUGAGAUGGGAAAGCAGGAUAGGGACCCAUCCCUGAGGAUGCCACCACAGGGACUGUGUGGGUUGACCAGGCAGCCUCCAGCUGGUCAGCAAACAGAAGCAGCCUGGGCAAAAUGCUGUGCUCAGAGGUUGGUGCUUUGCCCCAGGACAGUCCCUGCAGUAGGAUGCUAGCUGUGUGCUUCUGGUUCCCAGUCAGCUCUUGCCACUUCAUUGCUGCCAAGACUGUGUGUCCCCUCUAGAAAUCCGUGUAUCCCCACAUCCUCAGCUUCUCCUAUCUCAGCUAUCUCGUAGCAGAAGUGGGCAUCCAUCAGCAUUUCAUAAGGGAAACCUGCUGUGAUGGAGCAAGGAGCUGGGAGGAUGCUGCCUUGCCUUGAGCCCCAUGAGCUGCAUCAGUUGCAGAUGGGGACCAGAAAUCUGGAUGGUGCUGAGCUCUGUAGCCCCAGGCUGCCUUUCCAGGUGCCCAUGCAGAGCUCCUGCAGAUGGCAGCAUGCCUUGGGGCCCUGUGGCAGACUGGGUGGGCAGGGAGAGCAGCCCCCCAGGCACCAAAUAGAGACACCCUGUGCCAAAACAGCUUGGGGGUUUGUACUCCCUGCCAAAAUGCUGCAUCCCUUGUGUGCAGUGCUCUGAUGUUGUGCUGUCGACCAAUGUAUUGUCCAUGUCACUCCUUGUAGAGCUGUGGGGAGCAGAGGACAGGCUGCAAGGGGACAUUUUCCCAGCCUGAAGCAUCCUACUUCGCCCCACAGAUCCCACCUGGAAAGCUCCAGGGAUGUGGGCAUGUCACGUUGCCUUUUCCUCCUGCAGUGUGCUUCAGGUUCCUGUGCUCUGUGUGUGUGUGUGUGUGCAGUCAGGGGUCCGUGAGCAUCUGUGUCACCCCUUGGGGUCUGUGUGAUGGGAUCAUUAGCACUGCCAUGUUGUCUGGGUAAAUUGGAGCCUGCCUUGUUUUGGGGUCACCUUGACUGUCUGCAGUGUAGCUGGGUCAUGCAAAAUGGGAA